Molecule: messenger RNA, 1889 nt
Organism: Moneuplotes crassus
Lineage: Eukaryota; Ciliophora; Spirotrichea; Euplotida; Euplotidae
Source: the annotation of a GenBank genome assembly
GGUAAUGCCAAUCAAACAAUUUCAAAUUUGGCCAGGAGCCUCUAGGUUUUUCUGCAGAGGCCGCAUAAUGACAGGUCCUAAUGUGAUCAUGCCGAUUAUUAGUAUCAUUGUGGUCUUUGGAGUGUGAUGAGGAGUCAAUGCAACCACAUUUUGGUAUAUUUCAGAGAAAACUAAACAUUUCCUCCUUCCAAUAAUUGUGACGGUCCAGAUAAUAACACUUUACUGCCUAGUAAAGACUUCCUUUAUGGAUCCUGGGUAUUUGCCGAGGAGAAAUUUUAUGAAAAUUAUCCGAUCUGAUCUCACUGAGAUGUCAGUAGAAGAGCAGGCUAUUCCAUUUUUCAAUCACUAUUUAUAUUCAAAAGCACAUUCGGUAAAACUUAAAUACUGAUCCACUUGUGAAAUUUACAGACCUCCGAGAUCUUCUCACUGAGGAAGCUGAGAUUCCUGAGUGGAAAGGAUCGACCAUCACUGUCCUUGGCUUGGUACAUGUAUCGGUAAAAGAAACUAUAAGUACUUUUUCAUAUUCAUUAAUCUUCUCUCGUUCCUUAUAAUACUGUGUAUUAUCCUAUCGCUUCUUGAAAUAUACCUGCGAGUAAGAAAAAAUAUGGAUAGCGGGAAUAGCAUAAGCAAGGCAUUGGAGCUGACAUUCAGCAAAGCUCCAUACCCUCUGAUAUAUAUAGCUAUAUGCAUAUUAGCUUCUACAUUUGUGAUAGUCCUUUGAGGUUAUCAUCAUAAACUCCUUUGUAAAAGCCUCACUACGAAUGAAGACUUAAAAGGAAUUUGGGGUGACACGUUCAUGUGCAAUCCUAAUAAAUAAGAAAUAUCUUCAUAAUCUUUGGAAUACAAUCUUCAUGCCUGUCCCUCCGAAGCACUGGCAGCCCCGCAAUGAGAUAAUUGGCUACCAAUCUGAACUGGCUAAGCAAAAGGAACAAGAAAAAGAGCCUCUUAGUGACCUAUCCAUGGAGGAAAAUCCAGGCUUUAGUAUUGAGCCAGGCGAAGGCAAAGACCAAUGUCCACAAUCCGAUAGCAAGCUACAGACACUUGGCAAUAGAACAACGAAAUACGACCAAUUCUCCACCAUGAAAGAUAAGAGGUCUUCUGUCGCUGACUCUAAUUGAAGAAUGUUCAUGGCUGGUGACCUGGACCAAACAGAAGGAGAGAAUCUUCUUUCGAUGCGCAAAAAUUCAACUGAAUUGAAAUAAGCUUAACAAACAAAACCCUAAUCUCAAGAGGCUAACUAAGCCUGAAAUACGUUCAAAAAUGUCUAUGUUCGCUCCUUUAGGUCAAAUUUUAUCAGAAAGUUCUGAGAAAUCAACUCCUGAAAUGAGAAAGGAGAAGGAUAAACUUCAAACUUUACAGGAAGUGAAGCAUGAAAUACCUUCAAUCAGCAAAGCCAUAUCAUCAGAAGUAGUUGUCCCUAAAUCUGCCAUUGGUAAGACACUGUCAGAUCCUAUUUCCCACUUGUCAUCAAGGAAUUACCUCCGGUCACCUUACGAAGAGGAUAAGUUUGAAGAACAGAAAGGGAAAGUGCCAAAGCUAAAGCUUAAUCCUGGUGAGAAUUUCAAGCUGCUCAAGAACAAACUUAUAAAAGCCACUAAGAAAAAUAUGAAAUCUCCUCAAAAGGAGAAUCUAGACUCUAGUUAUGGGGGUAGUUCCAGUAUCAAAAGCCAGUACCAUAUAGUCGAUGAUAAAAUAAAAGCAUUUGAACGAAUCUCCGUGUCUGAAAGUAAUGAGGAAGUUUUACAUAAAGAUGAAUAUAAAGAAGAGGACAGGAAUAGUAACAGUAGGAGGGAGCUCACUGAACCACGCAAAAGGUUCAAAACGUAGAGAACCACCCAAGAUUUGCAUUAAAAAUCAAUAUUUAUUCACGAUUAUUAUUUAAACUUCCA